AUGGACACGGAAGAGCUCUUACGAAUUCUGAACCCGGACAUACAGGAAGCAGAUUUCACUAUUCGCAAUGAGCAGACAGAUCCGGUAUCUAAAAAAAACCAGGCAAAGAGGUAUGACCGACGCAACCGCAGACAGGCUACGCGGCUUCACCAGACAGGCAAGGAGGCAGCCUCAGAAUAG
This is a messenger RNA of Sphaeroforma arctica JP610, 180 nucleotides long. RefSeq lists its product as hypothetical. The coding region runs from base 1 to 180 and encodes 59 amino acids. The record is from RefSeq and is a predicted model, not a curated record. Lineage: Eukaryota; Ichthyosporea; Ichthyophonida. The transcript has a single exon.